CCGCGGCGCUGGGCGGGGAGAAGCGAGCGGCGGGGUUAUAGGGUCUCGGGGGCCGUGCUGUGCCUGCUGGAUGCUGUGUCGCGGCUGCUGGCGUGUCCUCGUGGGAGGUUGUGUACUGCAGGAGAGAAUUGCUGGAAAAUGUGAGCGCUUUGAACUGAGUUAUCUGGAAGAGCUGGCUGUGGUUACAGGACCAGGCUGUAUGUGGGGAAUCUCAGUGGGACAGCCUGAAGAUCAAAUUAGCAAUAGUUACUGCUUCUAGGAGUGUGAGCAUGUGCAAGAUUUAACACCAGGUCAAUUGCACUGUUUAAGAAUAUUAUCCUCUCCAGAGGUCAAAGAGUUCACAUAAGCCUGCCAUGAAUAUAAAUAAAAAUAUUCCUUAUUAAUUGCUCAGAAAGUAAGGAGAUUCUCGGAAGAAAAAUGAAAAAACAAGCUUCUGGUCACAGGGUAAUGAACCACAGAAAUAGAACUCUGGGAGAAGACAGUGAUGACAAAAAUCAAAGUUGCUCUGAAAAAGGUCACAGUGAAAAUGCCACUUAUAGUCAUGGAAGUUGCACUGUAAAACUUCCAGUAAUAGCAUCGUUUGCAGGUACUGCUAAAAAAAUUCCACCUCAGAAGCUAAGAGAUGGCGGAUCUAAUUUUUGCACCAGUAACUCCCCGGUCUUGUUGGAGAAGACAAAAACUGUUAGUAAAGUAAAGGAUAGAGCACGUAUGCUACAGGCGAAUCUCUACAACUUAAGGAAUGAUAAAGCUGAAAAAAUAGGUACUGUGAUUAAAGAUAGUGAUGAGUUUAGCUCUGCAGACUUAGAGAGAAAUGAAAACAUUCCCAGGAAGGGAAAAUUAACCAGGGAAAGCUGUAAGAAGAGAAGCAAAGAGAUUUCAAAACUAAAGCAGCAAGAUUUAUGUGUUGAAUUGGGACAAGUGCUGAGAAAAGGAAGCAAGCAGCCAAGUGUGAGGUCUGCUCAGGAACAGUUGGAAGAGGUAAGAGAUGUGACUAGACUAGACACUUCAAAAAUAUAUGAGAACUUCCAGCAGAGCAAACCUGAAGAACCUACUUCCACAGCAGCAUUGCCUGUGAAAGUAGUUGCAAGGAUUGUUGAUGAAAUAAUCGCUUCCCCGCAGUCUACUUCUCCAUCUUCCUCAGAACAGAUGAUCAAAGAACUCCUGGAGAGUGUUCUUGGCCAGAAAUGCAACAUAAAAAUGGAACAGGCCCCAGUUGAAUGUAAGGAAAUAAAAACUGAUUCUCAAGCUAGCAAGGAAAUCCUGCCAAGUUUUCACCAAGCAAGCCUGAUGCCAGUUGUUCAAAAAGAAUCUCAAGUAGCAGAAAAUGAAUCUCAGCCUACAGAUGAGCUGUUAACAUAUAAUAAGCAGGUGAAACAGGCUUCAUCCACAGAUGUGCUAAGGGUGGAAGGAAAAGCGAUAUCAAAAAUUAAACCAAAUGAGUUUCAGAAAGAUCUACAAGAGGAACACAACUUGCAACAGUGUUUGUCUUUCCUGCCCACUCAUGCUUCAAAUGUCAAACAGCAAAAUUAUUCAAGCAUUCAUCAUCUAUGUACUGCUUUUCCCGGAUUUAUGUUGCCUCCGUAUCUACAAAUGGCUUCGAGAAUUUAUCAUACUUCAAAUAGAAGAGGUCACAAUAUCUUGUUUACGGCAGAGGAUAUAGACAAUAGGCAGAAAGAAUCCAUAUAUUCUGAGUAUAUUUACUUGAAAGAACAAGCUGAAAAGAAAAGAAUUUGUUAUGAAGGAGUUCCUGCUUCAGAACUGUUUCAGAAUGAUCAGAAAGAUGGGAUUUGCUCUCUUCCACCUCAUACAUCACAAACGCUAGCUGAGUGGCAAAAAGCUGAUUGUAGUCUUAAAAAACCACAGCUUCAACUGGUAGGAGAGAAAGUUUCCAUUUAUCCAGAAGCUUUGAAAAUGUUUUGGGCUCCUGUUCCACCAAAGUUCUUUGCUCCAAUUUCUUCUAUGAAGGAAAUUUUAUUUCCUAAAUAUGAGAGCAACGUUAUUGAAGAUAUCACGUAUGAAGACUUCUUAAUUGAUUAUGAAGAAGAGUUAGAAACUGAGCAAGCUGAUCUUGAUUUGUAUGAUUAUUUGCCAACAGAAAAUCAGCUGAGAAGAUGCCAGUCUUUCUCACAUUUUUCUGACAGGGAGAGCUCAAAGAUAAAUUUGAUUAAAAGAUCAGCCUCUGCGCCGGAGAUGACUGCUUUCAAACAUGAUACUGUAUUGAAGAUGUCAGCUGAUUUCAAAACCAGUAUGAAAGAGUUGAAGUUUAUGAAGCAACAAAUAGCUGAGUCAAAGGUUGAGACUGAGACUGCGAACAGCUCCCCUGCCAAGCAUCUUUUGAACCAAGUCUGUGAUGAUUGCCACUCAAAGAUGACAAAUGCACCAGUGGAAAAAAUGCCUACUUUGACUGGACAAGAGGAUAGUGAGAAUACUGUACUUGCAAAGAGAGCUCAAAAGGCUGGAAUUAAAUAUGUUAUUGUCUCAAAAGGAAAGAGGAAGAAGAAAUCAAGGAAAGCAAUAAAUACUAGAAAAUUAGAAGCUGUGAUUAAGAAAUUAAAUGAACCUCCAAGAAUUCUUAAAAGGUCUGUGUCUCUAGGAAGACUUCUUAUUCAUAAUAAAUUCAUUAUCAAGGUGUCGCCAGCAAUCAAACUAUAUCAAAGCCCAAGCAUCCCUUGUUUGUUGGAUUUUCAAAAGUUUGCUAAAGUGAGGGGUGGAAUUCCAAAAGAAACUUCUGCUCGUGCGUGGGUCAGUGGAAUCUGGAGCUGCUGGUUUGAUGAGACAUUCCCUGCUUGUGGGACUGUUCCUGAGAAAGGUCCUGAAUUGCUAGAAGGAGCUAAGGCAGUUGGCUCUAAAGAAACAAAUCUACAAAUAGAACUAGUUGACUCAAUACAACCUGUUCUGCUUGAUGAUGCAGUAGUUAACACUGAAGAUUUAGAAGAAGAAGUAAGAAGACUGACUGAUCUAAUAGAAAAGGUUGAGCAUCCUUCAGCUUUUCAAUAUUGCAGGCGUGGAGCAAUACGAAGAAAGUUAGGCAAGCUAAAAUCAGCUAUGGAUGACUUGGAAAAAGCUAUAAGCUUAGAACCACUACUACUUGAUGCUUAUUGGCAUAGACAUUUGAUUUACCUCUUUCAAGACAAAUUCUCUGCUGCUUUAAAUGACCUGAAUUUCAUUACUAAAUGGAACAAAAAUAAAGCAGAUGCAUACCUGUCAAAGGCUGAAAUUUACAGAAAACAGGGUGAUAAUACAAUGGCAAUCAUCAAUUACAGCUCUGCAAUACAAUGCAACUCUACAGAUGAUGACAUGUAUUUCAGAAGAGCUGAGUUGUAUUUUGAGGAAAAUCAAUUGUUGUUGGCUGUAGAUGAUUAUGCCAAAUGUUUUCAGUGUAACCCAAAAAGAACAGAUGCACGUAUGAAACAUGGAAUAUAUUUCUUUGACCAUUCAAUUUUGACUACAGCUAUUCAGGAUUUUACAGCUGUGAUUAGAGAAGACCCUAGCAAUGCUCAAGCAAGGCUAUAUCGAGGAAGAGCAUAUGCUAAACAGAAGCAGUAUAGAAAUGCAGUACACGACUUGGCAGCAGCAAUUCAUCUAGACCCCUCUUGUUGGUUAGCAUUCUACUAUAGAGGUUGCAUCUUACGGGAGAUUGAUCCAAAAAGAGCUCUGCAGGACUUCAGUGUUUCUGUCCUCAUCAAUGACACUCAGGAGAAUUUUUCUGCUUUUCUUCAUCGUGGGGUCAUUUACUCAAAGCAACAGCAAUGGUCAUUUGCAAUCCGUGACUUUGAAAGCGUCAUAGCUUUGGACAGCUCUAUCAUCUCUGCUUACUUAAAUACUGGUUUGAUACUGCUGUUGCAUCUGGAUCAAUACUAUGAAGCAAUUCGGCAGUUUACUAAUGCUAUAAAAAUUGAUCCUCUCAAUGUUCAAGCCUACUUGUGUAGAGCACAAGCAUAUCACAAGAUUCAUAAUUUAUCACAUGCUGUGAAAGACAUAAAUCGAGUAAUUCAUCUUUACCCAGAUAAGUCAGAACUGCAGAUACUAAGGGGACAGUAUUUGUUGGAGUUGAGGAAAUAUGAGCUGGCAAGUUUAUGUAUUCAUCAACUUGCAAAAAUGAAUGAAGUGUCCUUUCAGUUUCAGCCUGUUCAGCAAGCACUCAUACAGUCAUUUUGUCAAAAUCACAGUAAAGCCAUCGAAUGCUUACGUGAAGCUGCUACAACUCAACCUGAGCCUUCAGUGUUUGUCCUCUUAGGAAAAAUGCAAAUGAAAGCUGAGAAAAUAGAGGAUGCUGUGGGAAGUUUUAAACAAGCUAUAAAUCUGCUGAUGACCUCAGAAAAAAUCCUUCCUCCUACAUUUGAAGCUGCAGAAAUGUAUUAUCUCAUGGGCUUGUGUUAUAUGGAACAAAUAAAUUUAUUAGAGGCCUGUGAUGCUUUUAGUAUGGCUAUCAGACUACAUUCAAGUUACCCUGAUGCUUUUUAUCAACGAGGGCUGUGUCGAAUGCAACUCGGACAAACAAAGUGCAUCCAAGACUUCAAUCAUACACUUGAACUUUGUCCAUCACAUUUCCAGGCAUAUAUGGGUCGUGCUGCUUACUAUGGAAGUAAAGGCAGAUAUUCUAAGGCAAUUAUGAAUUGUAAUGAAGCAAUCAAAAUUCAUCCCAACAGUGUAAAAGCUUAUUUUUACCGAGGAAUACUGAAGUAUCAAAAUAAGACAUUUAAAGCUGCAAUUGAGGAUCUUUCAAAAACUAUUGUCCUUGACAAUACCUGCAUUUUGGCAUAUUAUAACAGAGCAAUCUGUUAUCAUCAAAUAAAGAAUUUCAGAAAGGCUUUGAAAGAUUACGGAAUUUUUCUUCUGCAUGAGGAGCAUAAGGAAAUAGUUUUAAAAGUGUUCAUCAAUCGUGGACUACUCUACAUGGAACUUGGUGAUUACGCUAAUGCCUGUGAGGACUUGAAAGAAGCAGUGCUGCUUAGUCCAGGUGAUAGCCAGAUCUUUCAAGUUAUUGGAACCUGCCAUUAUCGACUUAAUGAGUUUGAAGACGCUGUGAGAUCAUUUAAUCAGGUUCUCAGACUAGAACCCAUUUCUGUGGAAGCCUAUAUUGGACGAGGAAAUUCAUAUAUGAAAAAAGGACAUGAGGCUAAUCUUGAACAGGCACAGAAAGAUUUCUUGAAAGCAAUUCACCUGAAUCCAAUGUGUAUGAAAGCCAGAAUUUGCUUGGGGUACAACUUGCAGGCCAUUGGAAAGCUCCAGAGUGCUUGGAACCAGUUAACAAUUGUCAUUGCUAUUGAUUCAAAAUGCAAUGCUGCAUAUGAAGGACGAGCUUCAGUGUCUCUUCAGAUGGGUGAAGUUUUUUCUGCGCUUCAAGACAUAAAUGCUGCAUUAAAGCUCACUACUACUGCUCCUCUGCUAACAAAUCGGGGUAUCAUCAAUCAGUUAAUGGGGCAUUUGUCCUGUGCCAUGAAGGACUAUCAACAGGCAAUUUCUGUUGACCCCACCUAUGCAUUAUCUUAUUUCUGUGCAGCAAAUAUCUACUUCCAUAAUCAUCAGUUUUCACAGGCUUAUUGCUAUUAUUCAGAGGUACUAAAUCUUGAACCAAGAAAUGAAUCUGCUAUCAUGAAUCGUGCUGUUACAAAUACAAUAUUAAGAAAUUUUGAAGAGGCAAAAGAAGACUUUGAGAAGGCAGUCUGCCUCUGUCCAUGCUCUGCAGCGGUGUAUUUUAACAGGGCAAACUUCUAUAAUGCAUUAAAGCAGUAUGAGCUAGCUGAGAAAGACAUUUCAACAGCAUUGUCAAUUCAGCCUAAUGAUGCCAUGAUGUACAGACUUAGAGCUGAUAUUCGUGCUAAAUUGGGUUUCAGUAGAGAAGCUAUAGAAGACUACAAGCAAGCAAUCAGCAUACAAGAACAGACUGACUACAUGUGAAAAGACAUUGGUUCUAUUUACGCAUUUCUCACACUUUAAUUAAAAAGUCCAGUGUGCAAGAAAUAUUUUAAUAUAUUUUAUACACAUUGUAUUUUCCUAACUACUAUAAUUACUUUGUUUCAGCCAGAGUUAUGAGAACAGACUGCCAUAUUUUAAUUGUUACAUGUUAUAAAUCGUUCUUUAUUUCUUAAUGGUUGAAAAAACAUUUUUUUGGUAAAUGAAAGUAGUAGUAAUUACAAACAAAAAGCUUGAAGUUCUGGUGACAGAAGGAUGAGAGAGAUAUGCUACCAACCAGUAUAAAUGCUUACAGUGAUGGCAGUUGUAUGUUGCCUGGACCAUCUAAGAAGUAAUGGUUUUAAGGUUGAUGGCUAUCAAAUGCUGGUAACUGCUAACUAGGUCUCACUUUUUACUUCAUUGUACUUCUACACCUCUUCAUAAUAUUCCCUGUCCCCUACCACUGGCAGUAGACAAUGUGUAACAUAUGCUGUUGUGGUGCAUGAGAACUACUCCAAGAAGUUGAAUUUGAGAGGAAGGUGUAAUUCAUCCUGAAAGCAAAGUUGAGAUCACUUUCUUCUGUGUAAAUGUAUUACAGUGUAUCAGCUUUGAAGAGCCACAUAAAAAGCCUGAGUAAUAGACCAUAGGUUUUGUUCUAAAUUUAUAAGAAUCAAUAGAUAUGGAGAUAUAAGUAUGAAUCAAUGUGAUCAACAUUAAAAAAAUGUCAGGCUCUGCUCACAUGCUAAAUUAAACCCCCUAGUUUUGGCAUACUAUAGAGAAGGAUGGAGCUAAAUUGUUGUCUUUGCCUUAGAAAAGUGAAGAAUUUUUUUUUAUUUUUUU
This is a messenger RNA of Tympanuchus pallidicinctus (lesser prairie-chicken), 6735 nucleotides long. It is a transcript of the gene TTC6, whose product is annotated as tetratricopeptide repeat domain 6. Gene Ontology annotation, molecular function: protein binding. NCBI's taxonomy places the organism in Eukaryota, Metazoa, Chordata, Aves, Galliformes, Phasianidae. The record is from RefSeq and is a predicted model, not a curated record. The transcript has 32 exons. Bases 418 to 5901 code for a protein of 1827 amino acids.